AUGCGUCAUCAGGACCCCCGCCGCCCGGUUGGAGAAGGAGGAGGAGGAGGAGGAGGGGGAGGAGGAGGGAGAGGGGCGAGUGACGCGGCGAGCGCGGCGCAGCGGAAACAAGACGUGCUGGUGGGAAGGCUGGUGGACAUGGGCUUCUCCAGGCCUCAAGCGGAGGACGCCUUGAUGAAGAGCGGGGGUGACCCGGACUUGGCGGCAGAGCAGCUCAUGACACAGGGGUCUGAUACCACGGCUAGCAACGGCAGAGGAGGCGGCGGCGGCGGCGGUGGGUCGCGAGGCGCCCCCCCUGUCCCUCCCCCCCGUGCACGGACCAACCGUGGCCUCCCCGACAACUUCUCCAGGCAGAGCGGACACCCGGCCACCUCCACCUCCUCGGGAGCGAGCAGGUCAACCCACUUCUUCGGCGGAGGAGGAGGCGGCGGAGGGGCAGCCUCAGCAUCGGCCUCCGACUUCAACUCGAGGAACAGCCAAUCGCCGCCGCAGUCCGCCUCCAUGCGGCGAGGAUUAGAAGAAGGCGGUGGAAGCAACGACGACGGCGGAUUGGCCGACUUUCUGGGGUCCCCGGCUGGCGGUUCGUCAUCGGUGGGGGGCAGCGGUGGCGCCCGGAGAGUCGGGGAUGAGGCCGAUCGAUACGGGCUGUUUCCUUCUUCGACGGGGGGUGCGGCGGCGGGAGGGGGCUCGCGGGUGGCCCAGUCGCGGUCGCGGUACGACGCCCUCUUCGGGGAAGAGGAGACGAAGAGCAACGCCUCUACGAGGAGAAGCGACGGCACCAUCAGAAGGAGAACGGACACAUCUUCGCUCUUUGGAGAGGACGGCACCCGGUAGGACCGAUAAAACACAAACACACCUUUUUUCUCUCGCGACAACGUCGCGGCCUUGCCCGAGCGGGGGACGGUGGAGGAGAGGGGGGCGGGAUCGAGCGACGAGGGUGUAACCGCCAGUCUAUCUCGAGAGUCCCAAGGGGGAGAGAAACCUUGCUGGCUUGCUUGUGACGAGUAGACCGAAACACGAGAGAGCGUUUUUAUGUUUGGCCCGAGUAACUGUGUUGGGUUCAGGCGCUCUUGUUUUGGGCGUGUUGUAAGCGGGCGAGCGACAGACGACGGUUGAUUUUUCGUCGUCUGGCAGCUAUGGGUAUCGUUUUGUUUUCGCUUUUGCUUUUUGGUUUUGCAUCGUGUUUUGGGUCGGAGCAAUCGCGUUGUCCUCUGAUUUUGUGUGGGGUGGGGAAGACUACAGAAGGAAUACUUGGCUCGGCAACUAUCUACCCUAUAUUGGAAGUGGGAGGUUCGUGAGUGUUGUAGGUUGAUGUACCGCGCCGCAGCUCCUUUGUAGUACCGCAGACGUUUGCAUUUGACACGCCGGUAUCGAGCGAUUGACUGCCACUCUUCGUGAUCAGUCACGAGAAACACGCUGGAGGGAGAAGGACAUACAGUUCCAACGAUUGUCCCGCCGAUUUUAGUUGACCGGCCAUAACUUCAUCAAUAUUAACUUUUUUCAUUUUUUUUUUUUUUAGUGUUGAUCUCCGUCGCAAAUGCCACAAGAGUUGUUCGGGGACCAAAUCGAUUUGAGACGUUCCUGAGAAUUCGUGGUUUUCGUAUAGGUUUUUCCAGGCGUUUUUUGGGAGGAGGGGAUGAAACGUUUCGGCCAGUAUCUCGCCAAACGCUGUCAUAAUCAUGUCGUUUUUUUUUUGUUCUUGAUUGCUAACGGCGGGGUUUGACCAGACGAACACGAUGGCGCCCUAAAAAAAUAAAUACAAAGACUUUA
This is a messenger RNA of Ectocarpus sp. CCAP 1310/34, 1770 nucleotides long. The record is from the annotation of a GenBank genome assembly. Lineage: Eukaryota; Phaeophyceae; Ectocarpales; Ectocarpaceae.